Messenger RNA from Trichomonas vaginalis G3, 2994 nucleotides. RefSeq names its product calcium-transporting ATPase protein. The transcript has a single exon. Gene Ontology annotation, molecular function: P-type calcium transporter activity; ATP hydrolysis activity; ATP binding. NCBI's taxonomy places the organism in Eukaryota, Parabasalia, Trichomonadida, Trichomonadidae. Bases 1 to 2994 code for a protein of 997 amino acids. Gene Ontology annotation, biological process: calcium ion transmembrane transport. Gene Ontology annotation, cellular component: membrane; intracellular membrane-bounded organelle. The record is from RefSeq and is a predicted model, not a curated record.
AUGGAGAUUGAAACUAAGGAAAUUAUCAAUAUAUUCGAGAGAUCAGAUCUCGAAUUCUUCGAAAGCAAGGGCGGCUUGGAUGGAUUUUGCAAUGCUUUCCACACAAAUCUUACAGAAGGUAUUCCAAAAUCCGAAGCUGCUGAAGGUUUUGCAGACAGAAUUGCCGGUUUUGGUGUUAACAAGCUUCCAGACCCACCAGUGAAGACCUGGUGCCGCAUGUUCUUAGAAGCUUUAAACGAUUUAACACUCAAGAUUCUCUUAAUUGUCGCAGUUAUCGCUGCUGUCGUCGCAUCCGCAGCACACCACAAACACCUUACAUUUGAGCACUAUAUAGAUCCAAUUUCUAUUUUAAUUGCUGUAUUUGUUGUCGCAAUUGUAUCUGCCCAAACAAACUACUCCCAACAGAAAGCGUAUUUGGAAAUUAACUCACUCAAGAACAAUUUCCCAGUCACGGUUAUUCGCGCCGGUGAGAAACAACAGAUCAUGAGUACAGAAGUAUUGGUCGGAGACAUUUUAGAGAUCAAAGCAGGUGACUGUGUCGCUGCUGAUGCUCUCUUCAUCAACGGUACCAAUGUUUCCAUCAAUAACUCUGCACAAACUGGCGAACCAAUCGCUGUCAAGAUUAACGAGAAGAAUCCAUUCCUCAGAGGUGGUGGCGCUAUUGAAAGUGGUAUUGGCACAUGCUUGGUCGCUGCUGUUGGUCCUAACUCCCAGUAUGGUGUUACAAUGAUGCAGAUCCAAGAACUCGAAGCAAAGGAUGACAAAACACCACUCGAAAAGAAGUUAGACAAGCUAUCAUUAUACCUUACAUACCUCGCUAUCUUCUCAGGAAUCCUCAUUUUCGUCAUUUUGUUCAUUAUUUGGAUUGUUAACCUCGUCAAGGCCAAGAAGAAAGGAGAUCUCCCACCAGAAACAUGGGAUGACCUCUCUAACUUGAUCAUGACUUCUCUUACAAUUUUCAUUUGCUGUAUUCCUGAAGGUCUUCCACUCGCCGUCACUUUGUCUCUCUCAUUUUCGAUGAAGAAGAUGAUGAACGACAACAACUUCGUCAGACACCUCAAUGCCUGUGAGACAAUGGGUGGAGCAACAACAAUUUGCUCAGAUAAGACAGGCACACUUACACAGAACAAGAUGACAGUCGUCAAAUACUACAUGUACGAUGAAGAAAGUGACGGAAAACCAGAACUCAACGAACAAGUUCUCAAAUUACUUGCAGACUCCAUCGCAAUCAACUCUACAGCAUCGCAUACAAUCAAGGAAGGCUCCGAAGAACCAAUUUUCGUCGGUUCAUCCUCAGAAUGCGCUUUACUUAAAUUCAUCGGAGAUUUUGGUCAGGAUUACGUCGAAAUUCGCGAACUCAACCCUAUCAAAUACUUAAACGAAUUCAACUCCGCGAGAAAGAGAAUGUCUACAGUCGUAGAAGGCGAACAUGGCCUCAUGGUAUAUCUCAAAGGCGCUCCUGACUUCUGUCUUCCACUCAUGAAGAACUACCUCACACCAGAGGGCGAUGUCAAAGAGGUUGAUGACGAUUUCACAAACGCUGUCAUGGGAAAGGUUAAUGAUUUCGCUUCACAGGCCUACAGAACAAUGCUUAUUGCAUUCCGCAACGUCGACCACUCCAUGGAAGCAGAGAUCGAAGACCCAGCCCUCGCAGAAAAGGACAUGACAUUUAUUUGCAUCGUAGGUAUCCAAGAUCCACUCAGACCAGAAGUUCCUGAUGCCAUCAAGAAGUGCGAAGAUGCAGGUGUCGUCGUCAGAAUGGUUACAGGCGAUUUCAUUGCAACUGCAAGAGCAAUUUCCAAACAAUGCGGUAUUCUCAAGAAGGAAACAGACAUUGUCAUGGAAGGUGCCGAAUUUGCAAAGAUGUCCAAGACAGAUUUACUCGAUAAGAUCGACAAUCUCCGUGUUCUCGCCCGUUCUUCACCAACAGAUAAAUAUCGUUUGGUCUCUCUUUUGAUGGAAUGUGGCGAAGUUGUCGCUGUCACAGGUGAUGGAUCAAAUGACUCUGCUGCUUUGAAGAAGGCAAAUGUCGGUCUUUCAAUGGGUAUGUGCGGUACAGAACUCGCAAAAAUCGCAUCAGAUAUUGUUAUUUUGGAUGAUAACUUUUCAUCAAUUGUUUCAGCAUUGAAGUGGGGAAGAUGCGUUUACGACAACCUCAGAUCAUUCAUGCAGUUCCAGCUUCCUGUUAACUUCGUUGCCGUCAUUGUUGUUUUGAUUGGAUCCAUUUAUUUGAAUACUUCUCCUUUGAAGCCAAUUCAAAUUCUUUGGAUCAAUCUCAUCAACGAUUCCCUUGGCGCUCUUGGUUUGGCUACAAGACCUCCUUCCGAUUCACUUCUCAAGAGACAUCCAUACGGCGAAGGUGACAAUUUGAUUUCCAAUGUCAUCGCAAGGAACAUGUCCAUUCAGACAGUUUAUCAAACAAUUGUUUUGUUGUUGAUUUUGUUCGGAAGACAGAAACUUUUCGGUGUCCCAGAAACAGCAAUUUUGGGUGAAAAAUAUGAGACAACAGUUUCAUGGAUUUUCAACACAUUUGUAUUCAUGAAUGUUUUCAAUCUCAUUAACUCAAGAGUUGCUGGACACGAUGGUUCUGUUUUCGAUGGAAUCCAACAUUCUUUCUUCUUCAUUCUUGUUUUCUUCGGUAUCGCAGCCAUCCAGAUUCUCAUCAUUUUCGUUGGAGGAAAAGUCUUCCACACUGUUCAGCCAACAGGAAGAGAAUGGUGGAUCACAAUGGUUUUCUCUGUUGGCGAUUUAAUUGUCGGAUUCUUCACAAGAAUGAUCAAGCUCAAGGACCACACACUUGAGAACUUGAAUGUCUACAGAUUGAUGAGAAAGGAGAAGGUCAGAAGAUACUACCACAACAUGAGUGUCGACCAGCAGUGGAAUGAAAACAAUGUUCUCUCUGAUUCCGAUGAAUUAAAGGAAGUUGAAACACAUGCUUCUAGCGCUCAUGAACAGAGUGAAACAGAAAUCUCUGAACACUUGGUCAAUCAUUGA